Molecule: messenger RNA, 1472 nt
Organism: Lycium barbarum (goji berry)
Lineage: Eukaryota; Viridiplantae; Streptophyta; Magnoliopsida; Solanales; Solanaceae
Exons: 3
Coding region: 114-1472 (452 amino acids)
Source: RefSeq, a predicted model, not a curated record
GAUCAGUUCCAAAAUGUGGAAACUCCCGCCUUCCCAACAAAAACCCUUCUCCAUCUCUUUUGUGGUCUUGUAAAAUCAGUCAACACAAGAGAAGUUUCUCCAUUGUUGAACAAAUGUUAAUCAAAAGAAACGACAUAGGAUCAAGCCCAUACUACGAUCCUGUGUCUGAGGCGUCUUUUUUCAGUAUCAAAGUUUAUCAUAAAGGAUUGAUGAAACAUCAGCCAACCAAACAGUAUGCUGGUGGUGUCAUUGACUACUUUGAUUAUGUUGAAGUGAAGAAUUUCAAUCUUACUGACUUGAAAAGGAUGGUUGAAUUAUGUGGUCACCGGAAUGAUUCAAUAACAUUUUGGCAUAAAUGCGGGAAGCUUGGUAACAAAUGGAGAUUAGUCUCUACGGAGGUUGAAGCUCAUACCAUGGAAAAAUUCAUCCCCAAAGACAGAGUAAUUGAGUUAUAUUUUGAACAUUUGGACUCUUAUAUUGGAAUAGAUGAUCUAGUUGAGCUUGGUUGCCGAACUAGUCACAUUCCAGAGAAUGAAGAUGUUGUUGGACCUAUUGACAAAGAGCUCGAAAGGGAAAACAUAUCUUCCAGGGAUGAUUUUGAGGAUUCUGAAAAUGAAUUCUCCGAUGACGACGUGAUAAUUGAUAAACAAGGAUACUACAAACAUAGCUUUGAGGAUGGUAGAGUGCUUAUUAGUGCUGAAAUUCAGAAGCAGAUGUUACACGAAGAUGGGGAUCCUGAUUGUGUGAAAUCUGAAGACAACAAGAGUUUGGAUAGUGAUUCCGACAAUGAAAGCUUUGAUUUUCCAAAGCACAAUGCAAAGACCGAUGGAAAAAAUCCAGUUUUGGCUUUGGAAUAUUCCUUUGAAAGUAAGGAGGAGUUCAAAAAUGCUGUAACAACUCAUGAGGUAAAAGAAGAGAGGUAUAUUAAGUGGAAAAAGAAUGAUAAAGAUAGGAUGAAAGCGAAGUGCAUACACGACGAUUGCAACUGGGUAAUAAUGGCAUCAAGAAUGCACAGGGAUAACACAUUUCAGAAAAAACUUAUAGGCCCACAUAGUUGUCGAAAUUGGCACCAUCAUAACAAGACGAUAACUUCUUCAUUCAUUGCAAGGACCUAUCUUGAUAGAAUUAAACAAAAUAGGGGAUGGAAGAUAUCCGAGUUUAGAGAUACUGUUAGUGUCGAGCUUAAAGCUCAUGUUACUUUAACUCAAGCUAGAACGGCUAUGAAAAAGGCAACUGCAUUACUUGAUGGAAAUCUAAAAGAUCAAUUUUCCAUUCUUUGGGACUAUGUUAAUGAGAUUGACAGGUCAAAUCCGGGCACUUCAAUUUAUAUGAAGUUUACCGACAAUGAGAUGCCUAAUAAGCCAUAUAGAUUUCAAAGAAUCUAUUUAUGUUUUGCUGCUUGUAAAGAGGCAUUUAAGGUCUAUGGGAACGUGAAUUGGUCCUUGAGGGCAGCAAGGGUGGUUGUUAAUUGA